UUCCCCUCACUCACUCCUCCAUCCUUAUAUCCCUCCAGGAGCUCCAAGCUCCAGCUCUGCAGCCCUUGAAAAACCGGGAGACGUCAAGGUGAGCCAGCAGCGAGAUGGCUCCGCAUAUCUCUGGCUUCCUCCGUCUUGGACUGGCUGCGUGCAGGAGCAGAAGGCAGGCUCUCCUUGGGACAGCGGAUCGCAGCCAGGCACUGGCCAGCCUGCAGCUUCUGGGGCGAUGUUUCACUGCCACCCCCCACAGGCUUGAAGAUAUCCCUGGUGGGAACACAGGUUCUACUGACAAAGUGAGGCUACAUUUUAUUAACCGGGAUGGAGAGAAAUACUCAGUCACAGCUAAAGAAGGAGAAAGCUUCUUGGAGGUGGUAAUGAAUCAAAAUGUCAACAUUGACGGUUUUGGUGCAUGCGAGGGCACGCUGGCUUGCUCCACUUGCCAUCUCAUCUUCAAGGAGAAUGCAUUCCGACAACUAGGCCCCAUUAGUGAUGAUGAACUAGAUAUGCUGGACCUGGCCUAUGGACUUACUGAGACGUCUCGUCUAGGCUGCCAGGUCCAUGUCAAGCAGUGGAUGGAUGGCCUAACAGUCCACGUCCCCAUGGAGGUAUCCGACAUCAGGAAAGAACUGGAAGUAGAGAAGCAAAGCAAACAAUAGGUGACACCAUUUUCUGCAGAAUGCUCUUUCCACUUACGGUGUUCAGACUUCUUAAUUGUUUGUUAUUAUUGUGGUUUCCUUGGGAGAUGCAUUCUGUAUUCGAAAACCUGUCCUGCAUUCUGAAAAAAAUAUUUGGGAUGAAAUAUUUGGGGACUCUGUAGUUUACCUCUGAAAUUUAAAUACUGAGUCUGUGACACACACACACCCCGGCUGGUCUUUAAACCUGCUGAACUCUGUAGCAUAACUUACUGAGAAUUGGAUGCAACAUUCCAAUAACAACGCUAAUUAUUACUACCGUGAGCAGUGUGGUAACAUGUAGCAAAAACCAUCAACCACUGUGAUACAUUUCCCAUUAGUUUGGGGCCCUGUCUUGUUUCAGCCAGUUCACAAGAUCCUCCGCUCUUUUACUAAUCAGGUACAUUUUGGCUGUGUUGCAGAAGAAGUCAAGAUAUUGCUCCACUCAACACCACAGUCUUAAUUCAUUUCUUCUCUUUUUUAAGCAGGUGAUCUUUGGAAAUUUUUCUGCUGCUUGUAGCAAUGACUAGUGCUGUCCUUUGGUUUUUUUGUACCGUUUUAGUGAUUUUUAUAGUGUAUUGUAAUCUGUUUUAUUCUCUAGUUUGAUUAUUUUCCCUUUUAUCAUUAGCUAUCUUGAGCAAUACUAUUGGAAAGGUGGGAUGUAAAUGUUCUUAAAAUAUAAUAAACAACCAACCAGUA
Rhineura floridana is the source of this 1370-nucleotide messenger RNA. Its product is annotated as adrenodoxin, mitochondrial-like. The record is from RefSeq and is a predicted model, not a curated record. The transcript is spliced from 4 exons. Gene Ontology annotation, cellular component: mitochondrion. Lineage: Eukaryota; Metazoa; Chordata; Lepidosauria; Squamata; Rhineuridae. Gene Ontology annotation, molecular function: 2 iron, 2 sulfur cluster binding. Gene Ontology annotation, biological process: positive regulation of oxidoreductase activity; P450-containing electron transport chain. Bases 105 to 656 code for a protein of 183 amino acids.